Brassica napus (rape) is the source of this 3772-nucleotide messenger RNA. Its product is annotated as protein CROWDED NUCLEI 2. The record is from RefSeq and is a predicted model, not a curated record. Gene Ontology annotation, biological process: nucleus organization. NCBI's taxonomy places the organism in Eukaryota, Viridiplantae, Streptophyta, Magnoliopsida, Brassicales, Brassicaceae. Gene Ontology annotation, cellular component: nucleus. The transcript is spliced from 8 exons. Bases 108 to 3614 code for a protein of 1168 amino acids.
UGAAAUUCCAUAAAGCCGUUGUAUUGUUAGAGAGAGAAAGGAAGAGAGAGAGAGAGAUUGUGAAAUUAGGGUUCCCAAAAAACAUUUGUGGAUCCUCUUCGGAAACUAUGUUCACGCCGCAAAGAAAACAGUGGAUGUCUCCGGCGAUGACGCCGAGAAGCGAGACGCGUGUUACUAACCCUAGAAACGCCGAUAGAAAGGGAAAGGCGAUUGCGUUCAGCGAGGACCCGGUUAAUUCGACUCUUCCGCCGCCUCCGAUUGGAACUCUGACCGGAGAAGGCUUUUCGAGAGGUGAGGCUGAUGAUAUGGAUAUGGGCGAUUGGAGGAGGUUUAGGGAAGUGGGUUUGUUGGAUGAGGCAUCAAUGGAGAGGAAAGAUCGAGAAGCGCUUCUUGAAAAGAUCUCUACACUCGAAAAGGAGUUAUAUGGCUACCAGCACAACAUGGGACUUCUUCUCAUGGAGAAUAAGGUGUGGGCUUCGAAGCACGAGCAACUAGAUCAGGCGUUACUAGAAGCUCAAGAGAUCCUUAAAAGAGAACAGUCAUCACAUCUGUACGCAUUGACCACUGUGGAACAACGGGAAGAGAACUUGAGAAAAGCCUUGGGUUUGGAGAAGCAAUGUGUAGAGGAGCUUGAAAAGGCUCUUCGUGAAAUGCAAGAAGAGAAUAACAAGACAAGGCUCGCUUCCGAAGCUAAAUUAGCUGAAGCGAAUGCUCUGGUUGCUAGUGUUACCGGGAGAUCUUCGGAUGUGGAAAGUAAGAUUUAUUCUGCUGAAAGCAAACUCGCAGAGGCAACUAGGAAGAGCUCUGAGCUGGAAAUGAGAUUGAAGGAAGUGGAGACUCGUGAGAGGGUCCUGCAACAAGAGCGGCUUUCGUUUGCUAAAGAGCGAGAAUCAUAUGAAGAGACUUUCCAUAAGCAAAGAGACUACCUUCAUGAAUGGGAGAAAAAGCUUCAAGAAAAAGAAGAAUCGAUGCCUGAACAGAAGAGAAGCCUGAAUCAUAGAGAGGAAAAGGUUAAUGAAAAAGAAAAGAACUUGAAGUUGAAAGCAAAAGAACUUGAAGAACGAGAGAGGAAGAUUGCUUUGUCAAUGUCAAAGUGUAAGGAAACUGAAGAGGAUUUGAAUAAGCGACUGCAAGAAUUGACUGCAAAAGAGAAAGAAUCUUGCACACUCCAGAGCAUGCUAAUGGCAAAGGAGAGGGAGUUGCGAGCACUUGAAGAGAAGCUUAUUGCUAGAGAAGGGACAGAAAUUCAGAAGCUCAUUGAUGAUCAGAAGGCAGAAUUAGCUGAUAAGAUGCUGGCAUUUGAACAAGAAUGUGAAGAGAGAAGAAAAUCUCUGGACAAGGAACUCCAAAGAAAAACGGAAGAAGUUGAACGACAGAGAGUUGAAAUUGAUCAUGGCGAGGAGAAGCUGCAGAAAAGAAAUCAAGCUCUGAAUAAGAAGUUUGAGCGAGUGACUGAAAAAGAAAUGGACCUUGAAGCAAAGUCUAAAGCUAUUAGAGAGAAAGAAAAAGACAUACAAGCUGAGGAGAAAAGGUUAAGUUUGGAAAAGCAACAAUUACUUUCUGAUAAGGAGAGCCUCAUGGAUUUACAACAAGAGAUUGAAAACAUCCGGUCUGAGAUGAUGAAGAAGGAGGAUGCGAUCCGGGAAGAACUCAAAAGUCUUGAAAUCAAGAAAGGAGAGAGGGAAGAAUACCAGAGACUGCAAUCUGAACUCAAGUCCCAGAUAGAGAAAUCAAGACUCCACGAGGAGUUUCUUUCGAAGGAAGUUGAAAAUCUGAAGCAAGAGAAAGAGAGAUUUGAAAAGGAGUGGGAAAUAUUGGAUGAGAAGCAAGCCGAGUAUAAUAAAGAACGAAUGAGAAUUUCUGAAGAAAAAGCAAAGCUUGAGAGGUUUGAAAUGCUGGAACGAGAAAGAUUGAAGAAAGAAGAGAGUGCUUUCAGGGUUCAGAUAAAGCAGGAACUGGACGAUAUUAGACUGCAGAGAGAAUCGUUUGAAGCCAAUAUGGAACACGAACGUUCAGCAUUACAUGAAAAGGCCAAACUUGAGCAUUCUAAGGCGCUUGACGAUCUAGAAACGAUGAGAAGGAAUCUUGAAAUUGAACAACAAAAGAGAAAAGAAGAAGACGAGAAAGCUCUACAAGACAGACUGUCUCAGUUUGAGGAUAAAAGAAUGAAAGAGCUUAGUGAUAUCAAUCGCCGUAAGCAGGCUUUGAAUAGGGAGAUGGAAGAAAUGGUGUCGAAAAGGGGUGCUCUCCAGAAGGAAAGUGAAGAAAUUGCCAAACACAAGGAGAAACUCAAAGAGCAGCAAGCAGAGAUGCAUAAUGACAUCAGUGAACUUAGUACACUCAGCAUCAACCUCAAGAAACGUAGGGAAGAGUUUGCACGUGAAAGGGGUCGGUUUCUAGCAUUUGUUCAAAAGCUCAAGGAUUGUGAGAGUUGUGGGCAGCUGGCGAAUGAGUUUGUACUCUCUGAUCUCCAACUACCGUAUAACGAAGAAGAAGCUAUUCCGCCACCUAACGGAGUUGUGAGUGACCUGCCAGAAAGUUCUGAUGAGUCUGACUCCUGUAAUAUCAACAAAUCUCUAGACAGAGAUGCAUCAGGAAGUGGUAGAAGGCCCAACAUGUCGAUACUGCAGAAGUGCACAUCGAUACUUUUCUCACCAAGUAAAAGAGCUGAGCAUGAUAUGGACACAGGCAAGCCUGAGCAGCGUCCAUCCUCCUCACUGGCCGUUAAUAAGGAAACAAAAGGUGAGAAACCACUGCCAGUUAGCACAAUUCCGGACGAGGAUGAGGAAUAUACAGACAGUCGAGUACAAGAAACUUCUGAAUGUUCUCAGUUUUCUGAGCUUCAGAGUGCCAGGCGUGGACGUGGACGUGGCAGACCUAGAAAACCCAAGCCUUCUACGAAUCCUACUAGUUCGGCCAAUCAUGCCAGCCCUGGAGAAUCAUCAAAAGGUGAAGUGAGUGGUCACGUAUCUGGUACUAGCGAGAAAACAACAGGCAGAGGUGGAAGGAAAAGACAGCAUACUGAGGAUACUGCUGCUGGUGGUGGACGUCGUAAGAGACAACAGACUGUUGCUGUCUUGCCGCAGACCCCUGGCCAAAAACGCUACAAUCUGAGGCGGAACAAAACCGUAGACCAAGUCCCAGCAAAUGUUGAAAAUGAUGCAGCUGGUGGUGAAGAUGAUGCAGACAUUGCUGCCUCUGCGCCAUCGAAGGACAAUGUCGAAGGAACUAGCGAAUCGGUGGUGGAACCUCUUCGAGCUAGAAGAUUAGAAAGUUCGGAAGUUAGGGUUGAGAGAGUUGUAACGGUGGAAACAACUACUGCUACUGCUAAUACCAAUGUGGGUGUUUCGGUUGCAAAUACAGAAGUAGCAGCUAACAUCGCUAUGAGCCCCUCUGUUGAAGAUGAUCAGACGCAGAGAACAGUCAAUGAGGAUAAGAAUGAAGAAUAUGAGGAUGGAAAUGAUGAAGAAGAUUACGAGGAACAAGAAGAUGAUGAUGAUGACGAUGGUGAUGAUGAUGACGACGAUGGUGAUGAUGAUGAUGAUGAUGGUGGAUCACCAAGACCUGGUGAAGGAUCCAUAAGAAAGAAGCUGUGGACUUUUCUCACCACAUAACCAUCUCACGUGGGAUGAUCUAAGAGAUGUUACUUUCACAUUUAUUAUGUAGAACCAUUUAUAGCUUCUUUGUAUCCAAAGACACCCUUUUGAUGGAAGAUGAAGUUAGGGAAUUAGAAGCUAGAGGCAUGUGUUUAAUGAUAAUGUACUUUCGAAUA